Messenger RNA from Cotesia congregata, 1359 nucleotides. The record is from the annotation of a GenBank genome assembly. NCBI's taxonomy places the organism in Eukaryota, Metazoa, Arthropoda, Insecta, Hymenoptera, Braconidae.
AUGAUGGACAAUGAUGUAAACUCUUCUUAUUUAUUCGGAAUUGAUGAAACAUGGGGAGAAAGAGAGUUUUUCACGUAUUACAGCGAAUUUGGCGAUCGAAAAGGAGCGAGUGCCGUCGAGGUAAUCAUACUGGCAAUAACAUUUGUCAUAGCAGUGGUAGCAAAUUUUGGGAUAGCGGCAUGUGUGUUAUCGUACAAGGAAAUGCGUACACCGACAAACCUCUGCCUAGUUAAUUUGGCUGCAGCUGAUUUACUGUUUGCAUUAGGAGUACCAGCCGUCGCUUACACACGGCUUACACAAUCCUGGCGUCUUGGUGAUACCGUUUGUCGUCUACUCCCUUAUUCACAAUUCGUAUGUGGGUUCGUGUUAUUGUGGACAUUGACACUGAUAUCGAUGGACCGGCACAGAUGUUUAGCAGUAGCGCCUUACAGAAGUGCUUUGACAACAGGGCGAGUACUGGCAGCGAGUUUUAUGACAUGGUUUAUUGGUUCAUUGAUAUUUUUACCAGUUGUAUUCUGGUUUCAACAAAAGGUGAUAAAGGAUUUUACUAUUUGCACGCUAAUAUUCCCAAUAAAUCAAAUUGUAAACGUAUCACUUUGCUUCACCAUUCCGAUAAUAAUAAUCGCGUGUUUAUUGCCGAUGUGCUUGCUGGUUUACCAUUACCAGAGAAUAUUCCAAAAGAUUAUUGACACAAGGAGUAGGUGGGCCGUUUCAUGUGUCACUCAGGGUCAAGAUCCAAUGAGACGUGACUCAGAACUAUCAGUAGUCGGAACCUUGGUUCCCUGGGCAGGAAGAAAAUCAUCAGCGGCCUCGGUGUCAAGCCGACCUGGCCGCGCCGGGAGUUUAUCUCAACACGAAGAAAUACGACUGCACAAACAUUUAAGAGUAGUGCGGAUUCUCCUGGUUAACGUGUUUGCCGUAUUAAUAAUGUGGUUGCCAAUAACAAUAAUAAUGCUGCUAAUAUAUUUGGACAGUCGUCGGCCACCAAGUGAUACCACCGAUUACUUUCUCCGGUCGCGUCAUUUUAUCUGGACACUAAUAAUAGCCCAGUUAAACACCGUAAUAAAUCCACUAUUAUACGGAGUAUUGUCCGAGAACUUUCGAGCGUGCUUCGCCAAAAUGUGCCGGCGUAAUAAUGGAACAGGAAGUGAACGACCUAGCGCCGGUGGUAUUGUAGUACCAGGUGGUAAUAAUUCCUGUGCUAACAACUUAAAUUCACGUAAAAAUUCUAAAUCCCUUGAAAUAAUCCAAAACCGUCUGCGUACGCGCAGUAAUAACAGUUUUAAGAAUAUUAAAAUACAAUCGAAAAAAAGUUCCAGUAGUAUUGGGAGUAUCAUUGAAGCUACGGAGAAAAUUUAA